Neolamprologus brichardi is the source of this 2853-nucleotide messenger RNA. NCBI's taxonomy places the organism in Eukaryota, Metazoa, Chordata, Actinopteri, Cichliformes, Cichlidae. The record is from RefSeq and is a predicted model, not a curated record.
CCUGCUCUCACGCCUCACCUGUAUCUGCAGGUAUUUGAAGGCGUCUACAACAACGCGCGCAUGCUUCACUUCCUCACAGCGGUGGUGGGCUCCACCUGCGACGUGAGAGUGAAAAAUGGUGCCGUGUACGAGGGGAUCUUCAAGACGCUGAGCUCGCAGUGUGAGCUGGCUGUGGAUGCUGUUCACAAAGUGAGUGACGGAGGAGGAGGAGGAGGAGGGGGCCAGGCCUCUGCUCCCAGGAUCGAGGAUGUUACUGACACCAUGAUCUUCAGCCCCGCUGACCUCGUCACUAUGACGUGCCGGGACGUCGACUUGACCUUUGCCGUCAGAGACUCGUUCACGGACUCGGCCAUCGGCUCGUCGCGGCUGAACGGGGAGCACCGGGAGAAGGUGCUGCAGCGGUGGGACGGGGAUGGAAACGGAGACGGCUUUGACCUGGAGUCGGACACGUCGAACGGCUGGGACGCCAACGAGAUGUUCAAGUUUAACGAGGAAGCGUACGGCGUGAAGUCGACCUACGACUCGAGUCUCUCCAUGUACACCAUGCCUUUGCAGAGGGGGAACUUGGAGGUGUACCGGCAGCGGGAGGCGAGGGCGGCGCAGCUAGCCAGUGAGAUCGAGAGCAGCCUGCAGUACCGCCGCCGCGUCUCCUUGGAGAACGACGAGGGAAGGAGCGAGGAGGACAAGUACAGCUCGGUGGUCCGAGAGGAGAGGACGAGCCCUGGGUUCAGCUCCACGAGCAGGGAGGCGAAGUACGUCCCCCUCCCUCAGAGGGCUCGAGAGAUUGGCCCGUCUGCCAGCAGCGUCAGACCCGCGGCCUCCGGCCGAGCGGCGCCGCCUCCCUCCAGACACCUCCCGCCCAGCUGCUCCUCCCCCAAACCAUCCUCUGAUAGGAGCAGCCCCAUGUCUGUCAGGAGCGCCUGCUCUCCCAGCCAAUCACGGAGCAGCCCGCCCGCCGCCAGCAGCCCGCCCCACACCAACAACGUUCUUCCACACUCGCGCUCGCACCCGCAGGCGCUAACCGACACCUCGCGCUCGUCCGUAAACGGCGUUUCAUCCAGAAUGUCUCCGAAAUCCCUGCAGAGAUUCCAGAGCAACAGAACGCUGCGGAGCCCCAACUCCCAGUCCACGCCAGCAGCAUCUCGUGCUCUGAAACCAGACGCCCCUCCCCAGGAUCCUCCGUCUGUCGACCCCGGUUCCUCCUCCCUUUCCACUGUCACCAUGGCGACCACCACCAAACCCACUGGCCCCACCCCCCUCUUCCCCGUGGACGUGAGCGAAGUCCUGGGCAACGCCGCCAAAGAGCCGCCUGAAGGUCCGCCCACUCCACAGGACGCCAAGAACAGCAAAGCUCCGUCCGUGACGCAGAGGUCUCAGCUGGAGGAGCUGCGCAAGUUUGGCAAAGAGUUCAGGCUGCAGGCGAGCUCCUCCCCUUUGGCGAGCCCCGCCUCUGUAGACCCCCUUCAGGACAGCCCCACCCCGUCCACGGAGUGUUCCUCCUCCUCCUCCUUGUCGUCCCCCAGCCCACCGAGGCCUGUCAUGGCUACAGAGGUAGCUCCACCCAUCUCGGCACCUGCUGCCCUGCUGCCUGCAGCUCCGCCCGGCCCCCGCUCGCCGACCGCGACCCCGAUCGGAGGAGAGCUGAGCGGCGAGCGAGCGGAGACGGCGACGCCGACUGCUGCGCAGGUGAAAAACUCGACGCUGAAUCCAAACGCCAAAGAGUUCCUCCCCGUGAAAGGAAACGCGAAACCCGCCUCGAACCCCGUCCCGCCUCGGCCGACCCCGCCCAGCCCCGCGCUGGUCCUCCCAGGCCCGGGACAGCCAGGAGGAGGGGCCAUCUACAGCAGCCCACCUGCACACUACCUGUCCUACAUCUCCCCCCUCCCCCUGCAGGGACACUCCAUCCAGGCUCCGCAGCUGUAUCAGUACACCGUGUCGACCAUCAGUCAGGGGAAGUACGCCAGACCCAAAGGGUUGGUCGGGGGUCCGCGCCCGGAGCACCACGGCUCCCCGGCCUCCUCCAUGAUCUCGGCCUCGGCAGCGGCGCCCCAGCUGGUGGCGUCUUACCCCCAGUCCUACCUGCAGUACAGUCAGGUGAUCCAGGCCUUGCCCCCACACUUCCACGGACAGCCGAUCUACUCGAUGCUGCAGGGAGCGAGGAUGCUGACCUCCGGGGCCGCUCAGCCGCUCGGGCCUCCGGGCCCCCAGUUCCCCGGGCAGGCUGACGGCCCGCCGGGCCCCCAGCAGGCCAUGUACGUAAUAACAGGGAGGUUUCUUUCAUCCUUGGAGCUCGGCGCCCCCUGCUGUAAGAUUGAAACUUCUCACUUUUCUGUUUGUCCUCUGCAGGCUCACUUAACGGGCGGCAUGUCGGGACCGCACCACGCCGCCGGCCACGGCCCCCCGCCUGUCAUGCUGCACUACGCCCCCCCUCAGCAGGGUGCCGGCUCCAACCCCCAGCACGGCCCGCCGCCCCAGCAGGGGGCGCCGCAGCACUUCUACAUCGGACCUGGUCAAGCUGUCCAGGUCCAGGCUCACCCCGCCCAGCAGCUGUCCUUCCAUCCGUCUGCCAACUGAAGCCGACAGCGGCGGCGCCUCCACCUCGUAACAUUCCCCGCACGCCUGACACGAGUCGAUGUUCUCACCUGGAUGUUUUUUUAAAAAGCAGAUCAGACGGAAACGCCUCGCGCGAGGCGAAGUUUCUCGAUUUUUAACACGUAGGCAGAGACCGUCUGUACACACGGACAUGAAACUGGACUGAAGACGUUCAAACUGGUGGAAACUUUGUGUCCCAUUCUUCCUCUGUCCUUUUUACAGACGAAACCAGUUCAUUAUUAAUAAAAGCACUGAAAACGC